CAGUACUGUACUAUCCCUCAAAAUUGACCAAUCAGAUGAAGGGACAGGAAGACAAACGUUCGGGCCAGUUUGGGCGGCAGGAUUGAAUCGAAAUCGUCGGUUGUUCACAAAUUGUAGAGCCAUGCCUGAGGACGUUGACACACCUGACCACGACACCAGCACACCUGGCACAGCUGUGUCUGACACACCUGCCUCGGAGAGGAACACCUACAGAAGCACCAGGUUUGGCACAGGUGUGAGAGACACCCCUGGUGGGGAGGGGGGCACCAGUCUGAGUGUCAGCAGACUCAAUAGAACACUUCAGAAAGGUCACCUUCAGAGGAGAUACACGCCUUACAGAACACCCAGAACUCGCAGUAUGGUGUCCCCUGCUACAGACAGGACUAACACACAAGAGGUUGACGCCCAGCCAGACUGGUCCGGUCUAGUCAGGUGCAGCCUGAGUGUGUACCACGUUACACCGCUGUACAGGUACAGGUGGGACAAGGCAGGUGUCAAACAGCUGUCAGGUGCUCUGUCCCUGCACCUGGCACAGCUGGCUACAGCUGCAGAUGCUAACAUGUACAAGGCUGCAGUUACAGUGAAGGAGGAUACAGAUGAGAGUUUUGCCCUGGAGAUCACAGUGAAGAGAAGAGACACCCCAGGAAGAUCGGGCAGUCUGUACGCUGUGCUGUGUAAUGUGGAGGGGGAGGUGUCACAGACAGAGCAGGGGGCCUUCUCUGUACUCCCUCUUCUACUCAUGACAGGGCCAGCAACACUGCAGAAUGCUGUAGUGAGCUGGCUGGAACAGAGGUUUGACUGCAGAGUUUGUCCCAUGUCCUUCCAGUCGUCUGAUCUCCUGUGGGCCAUGGCACUGGGACUGGUCAGGGGUAACAGUGGCAAGGUGAAACAACAGACUCUGGACCUACAGUAUGAUGUACCCCUGAAGGAAGCAGGUCUGGACAAAAUAUCCCUCCAAAUCCCCGUCAAACUGGCCCAGGCCCUGUUAAACAGCGUCUCAGAGGACACAGAAAAUGGUCUCCAACUUGACGAGCUCCACCUCUUCCGACAAGCGCUGGAGACGCACGUUUUCGACUACUUCAAAAUCCACUUAGACAUGAUGAAACUGUCUCUCGUAGCCACACCUGUCCUGUUCGUGGAUAAAGUUGGAAGGCUGAAGAUUUUGUCGGUUGAUCAUGUUCACGCAGUUUUGCGAAUGAUGACGUCGUUUGCGCUCGAGAGGAGCCCUCUCACUGCGUGCUUAAAGGCAGCAAACGAGAGUAGAUUGUAGUAAUAAAGGAUACUCAGUAAAUCUCCGAGUAUAUUGUAACUUCAUGAUCAUUGGGUUGGCCAAUGCACUCCAGUUAUGAAUUGUGAUAAGGAGGGAUAUAGACUAUAACAGAAACUGUAUUACCAAGCUUGACACUAUGUAUAUAUCGUGUGAUAACACUUUACAUUUGGGACCACGUUUGUAAUAUUGCAGCAGUGACAUCUAGCUGCAGUACGAAUCAGAACCAGUCAUUGCUGCCCUAAAGACAGACUGUCACUGAAACCUUUGAUAUGAAUACCCACUGUUUUCAAAAAGAACCAUCUUAUAUUGUACAUGUAUUCUCAGUUAAGUUUGUGGCCCUUCAAAUUCUUUGUUAAAGACUGAGAUGAUGACUGUGGUACAUUGUAAAUUUUGUAUUAUGUAAACUGUAAAAUCUGAACAUGUUAUAGUUGAAAAUUCAACCUCAUUAAUUUGUUAUUGCAAGAUUUGCAUAUCCUACAAAAAGUGUAGGGUGAUGGACUGAGUAUAAAAUUUCCAAUGAUUCCUACUGCUGUACCUUGUAGUACUGCGUGUAAUGCUUCUUUCACACAACAAUAUAGUAGUAUAGCCUCCAUAGCAGGCUUAUAGAACUGGGGGGUUUGUGGUCUUUUCGGCUGUUUUCUGAUUAGCCCAGUUCAAAAAACGG
Molecule: messenger RNA, 1934 nt
Organism: Branchiostoma belcheri (Belcher's lancelet)
Lineage: Eukaryota; Metazoa; Chordata; Leptocardii; Amphioxiformes; Branchiostomatidae
Product: centromere protein L-like
Exons: 7
Coding region: 122-1270 (382 amino acids)
Source: RefSeq, a predicted model, not a curated record